UACACAACAAAACAUGACACCUUCACAAACAAAUAUCUCGCUCACAGACACAAACACAAAUACAUAUACAAUACCAUAGUAUAAAAGGACACCAAAGGCUCUCAACUUUACACACCAAAACAUCACAACUUUACACAAACAAAGAACAGAAAGCAAAUUAAAACCACCACCCAUUUCACCAGAAGUUUCUAGAAUACCUACUAGAUCUUGCUAGUUGAGCUAUCUUCAAUGGCAACUUCAAUUUCUGCAGCUGGAUUUAAAGGAGGUUUGAGCUCUUCCUUCCAUGGAAGUUGGGGAACAUCAAUGGUUGGACAAGAUCACAUCAUGCUAGUCAAGUCAGUGCCCAACCAUGUUCGAGUCGGAAAGCCGACACGAUCACAAGCUAUGAUGAAGAAUGUGAAUGAAGGGAAGGGUGUCUUUGUUCCGGUGGUUGUUGUCACUCGUGAUAUCAUCGGCAAGAAGCAAUUCAAUCAGCUCAGAGGCAAAGCCAUUGCUUUACACUCUCAGGUGAUUAUUGAAUUCUGCAAAUCAAUAGGGACAGACGUGAAGCAACGACAAGGACUCAUUCGACUAGCGAAGAAGAAUGGAGAGAGACUUGGAUUCCUAGCAUGAUUUAAAUUAAUCAUGUACUUCCAUUUAUUCAUGAUCAACACAUGAGCAAUGUUACAAGUUCGUAGUUAUAUAGUCAUUUUCAUUUUCCUGAGAAAUAUUGUAACGUAAACUAGAUGUAGUUACUUUCAUGCUGCGUAGUUGUAAUAUUUUGUUUCCUAUCAUGAAAUAUAUUGCAAAAUAAAGAUUGUUCAUCAGCUAUA
This is a messenger RNA of Cornus florida, 812 nucleotides long. RefSeq names its product protein PROTON GRADIENT REGULATION 5, chloroplastic-like. Gene Ontology annotation, biological process: response to high light intensity; photosynthetic electron transport in photosystem I. The record is from RefSeq and is a predicted model, not a curated record. Lineage: Eukaryota; Viridiplantae; Streptophyta; Magnoliopsida; Cornales; Cornaceae. Gene Ontology annotation, cellular component: chloroplast. The coding region runs from base 229 to 612 and encodes 127 amino acids. The transcript is spliced from 2 exons. Gene Ontology annotation, molecular function: electron transfer activity.